CCAAACUCCUGACUGUAUUGUUACAAGUAUAUAUAAACAUUUUUCCUUAAUUCUAAUGUUAAUGGUGUAGAAAACCGAUUACUCGCGGUCUACUCGAGUUUAGAAGGGUGACAUAUUUUCUUCAGGAAAAGGAAGGGAUAAAAGGAUAUGUUAACAAUGUUCACUCUCACAUUCACACUCACAUUCAUUACACUCAAUUCUUAAGCCUAUCUUAUAUCUAAUAUGUAUUUACAUUUCACCUUAUUCUAUUGUUAAUAAGAAGGGAUUUGAUUUCUCGCGAAGGAAAAGGAAAAGGGGAAUAUAAGGAUAUAAGGACAAUCAGACACGAAGAUCGAUAACUUUUAGGAAGACAUAUAUUUGGGACAUGUAAUCAAGGUCUAACCGAGCCAACACAUCUCUCACCGGCACAUUGGGCUGCCUUCCUCUAGCCCGAAGAGAGUUUUCUAAAUUCGAUCUGGCAACAAGAUACUCCUCGCACGACCAAACAACGUGUUCGAUGUCGUGGUAACCUUGGCCACAGGCACAGAUAUUGCUGUCGGCGAGAUCAAAACGAAAGAGUAGCGCGUUUAACGAACAGUGAUUGGACAUGAGUCGGGAGAAGGUGCGAAUAAAGUCCCGACUCAAGUCCAGACUUUUGAACCAUGGUUUGAGGCUAACCUUAGGGAUAAUUGAGUGGAGCCACCGGCCCAAUUCAUCUUCGUUCCACUUACUUUGCCAGUUAGCGAUGGUAUUUUUACGGACUAAAGAAAAAAAUUCAUUGAAGGCGAUUUGACGCUGAUAAAUAUCGCCUUCAAUUGCACCUACCUUUGCCAAUGAGUCAGCCCUCUCAUUACCCGGAAUUGAGCAAUGUGAAGGGACCCAGACAAAGGUAAUGACAUAACAGCGUCUGGUUAAAGCACUCAAAAUUUCUCGUAUUCUCUCAAGGAAGUACGGCGAGUGCUAGUUAAGUCACCAACCAUCUGGCCAGCAACGGACCACCCGCGAAGCGAUAAUUCAUUAUCAACAAACUCCAGACAUCGGACCACUCAGCCACAUCACAUCAUAAACAAUCUCACGACCCAAGAUCCAAAUAAACAAACAUUUCCAUUAUUUGCCAUAAUGCAGUAUUUAGCGAUAGGACUAGAAUCAGGGCACAGCGAGAUUAUGGUGCCUAUUCUGUAUUCCGACGGAUUUCUAUUUCGUUCGAAAGUGAUAUUUCGAUCGUUUUCGAAUUUACCAUUCCCUAUUCCAAUCGUUUUGCUCGUUUCGAACGAAAGUGUUACAAAAUUUCGAAUAUGCAUCGAUCUGUCAAAAACCGAUAAACAAAAAGAAACACCGUAUUAAAUAGCGGCGAGUGCGAGUUGAAUUUCAGUUAAUUUUUGAUCCUAAGAGAAAUUUGUGAGAAAAUUUUCUCGUUCAAUGGAUUCCGUUUUGUUACCGAUUUUGGCGGAGCAAGAAGAAAUUGGAAUGCCUUGCUACCAUCGGCGAAACCACCGAAAAUCAACCGACUUCAUGAAACUUUCUGAUGAAGCAUUCAUCAAAAGUUUUCGUCUAAGUAAGGAAGCUUUUCGGUACGUUUUAGAGGAAAUUGAGAACUGCCUUACCACAAGGAAAGGUGGUCUAUCCACGGAGGUGAAACUCGCAGCAUGUUUGCGAUUCUUUGCUGAAGGAAAUUAUCAACAUGGAGCAGGGCAAGAUUAUCACAUUGCCAUAGCACAGCCCACAUUUUCCAAGGUGCUGACUGAAAUGCUUAACAUUCUGGAGCGGACACUGUGUAAGAAAUGGAUUUCCCUAAAUAUGACGGAAGACGAACAGCGGCGUGCUAAACUACACUUCUAUCAGAAAACAUCAAUUCCGGGUGUUAUUAUGUGUUUGGAUGGAACCCACGUAAAAAUUAUUCCACCUAAGCUGAAUCGAAAUUUGUUUUUUAAUCGGAAGGGAUUUUAUAGUCUCAACGUUCUGAUUGUUUGUGACGAUCAGCAAAGGAUUCGUUUCGUUGAUCCUACCUUCCAGGGAUCUAAUCAUGACUCUCAUAUAUGGCGUGUAAGCCCUGCAAGAACUCACUUUGAGCAGCUUCACCAAAAUGGUGAAGUUAAUACUAAGAUUCUAGGUGAUGCUGGUUAUCCAUCGGAACCUUGGUUAGUAACGCCAUUCAGAGCAGCGGAGGAAGGGAGUUUGGAGCGAUUUUAAUCGCAGGCAUGCCUUGGGUCGUGCUAUCGUCGAGCGGACAAUCGGUUUACUAAAAAAUCGGUUUAGAUGCAUCCUUGGCGCGAGACAACUUCACUACAAUCCUACUAAAUGCGCUCAAAUUAUAAAUGUAUGCUGUGCACUUCACAAUAUAUGCUUAGAAUUUGGUCGUUCUCAGUAGUUAUAAUAUGUUAUGCAGCUGUUUACAUAAUAAACUUUUGUUUAAAUUAAUAUUUAUGACUGUUAAAUUUCAUCUAACUUGUUUGCAAAUGCUCAAAUAAAUAACAACCACCGGAAAAGGAAGUGUCUUCCUUACUUAACUAUGGUUUCGGCAGAAUUAUUUACUCUUAUUCCUGCCAACACUUUGAGAACAUGUCAUUAUCGAUUUCUCGUAAGCAGGCCAAGUAUUCAAAUAACCAUUAUUAAUACUUUUUGCGUUGUUUUAACCCCUUGCUGUACGAUUUAAUUUCCAACAGCACGGCCCAAAACGAGCACUUCGAGUCGUUCCGCUACUCUGCUGAGUGUGGGUAUCUAACAUGGGUGCCCUAUGAUGAGCAAAUACAUGUUGUGUUUAAAAUAAAAACGAAGGAGUUAUUACUACGUACUAACUCGUUCGUUUUUAUUUUAAUUAUAAUAUUCAAAUUAUAUUUUAUAUUUUUAGCUCAUUCAAUUUUUUUUUUAAAUAACGGAAAUUUGAUAAUCUUCAGUUGUCGGUAUCCUCAUCAUAUGCCUGAAGCUAUGUAAUUAUUUCACAUCGAGAAACAACGAGUGAAGUUCAAUGUUGUACGUGAAGGGGUUAAGGAAGUUCCAUAAACUAUAGGCGAAAUUCGUGAAUUUUAAAAAAGUUUAUAUAAUUUUGAUGCUAUUCCAAACAAACUUCAAAGAAAAAAUUAAGUAAGAUUUUUCUUCCAUGGAAAGAUAUAAAAAUACGAUUAGAACUUUUUUCAUUUUUUUAUACUUGAGUUACAAUAUAAAGAUAAAAAAUCAGAUCACUGAUAUUUUGAAACAUUAUUCUAAUGUUCUGAAAUAUACGCAAUCUGCGUUUCAAGGAUUUGUCGCUAUUGAUUUCUCCAGCGCGAUCUUCUCCAUCUCGUGGUUAUGUCGUUUUUGUUCACUCAGAUGUUCUUUGAGUGUGGCAUCCACGGAAAGAAUCGCUCGAGCUGAUUGGCGCUGAUAAUGAACCAGAUCACUCAAAUUCUUGUUUGUGUUUUUUAACAGGGAUUUCACAUUGGUGUGAAAUUUGUUUUGUUGCUCGACUUGCAGCUCUAAUAGCCUCGUGGUAGAAGGUCUGGAUUUUUUCGGCUGAGAGGGCUGGAAGUGAAUGGUAUUAUUGAUACCGUCACACUCGUCGGAAGUACCAUAAUAUAUAAAAUUUUCCUGGUCUGCAGCUUGAGGUUCACCCGAAGGCGAACCCAACUGUGUUCCAUGAGAUGAGGUACCCGGGAUUCCUUCCACGGUCGCAAGUAACCCAGUUAGUAGAACUGCCUGCUCCUCCAGCUCGGACAAAUUGAUAAUUUUAUUGGGUCCUCCACCUGUCGCCCUCUGCUCCCGUUUGUUGUGAGCGAGUUUUCGCUUUAAUCCGGACUUAUAGUCCGCCCAAACCUACACAGAAAACCAGGGCAAAAAUAAGACUAUAAACAUAUGUUUCGGAUUCGUUUUAGUAUAUACCUUUUUCCAUCCACUUCCAUCGCGAAUAGGCGGUCCCAAACUAUUGACUUCUGCCGCCAGAUCAUCCCAGAAGGGUCCGGAAUUUCCUCGGGAGAAACCCUUUGCUAUGUCCGGCUCUUGCUCCAGAAGCAGCACAAUCCGCUCGAACUGAUUUUUAGUGGUUGUUUUGUUUUUGUUUUUUUCCCUGUUGAACGUUAAAAUUAAUUUAAAGAAAAAAAUGAUUAAAAAUUAGCUUACAUUUUUGCAGUUCACCGCUCAUCCGCUGCGGAAAUUAUUCACUCCUUCAUAAACAAAGUGGGUUUGACGUUUGGUUUGAUUCGAAUGAAAGAUGUUCGAAAACAAAACAGUCCGAACGAAAGGUAUUCGAAUUUGAAAACACCUCGAACGAAACAGGGAAUGGAAUUUACCAAGUCGUUCGAAAUAUUUCGAAUCGAUUGAAAUACAGAAUAG
This is a messenger RNA of Toxorhynchites rutilus septentrionalis, 4284 nucleotides long. RefSeq names its product putative nuclease HARBI1. NCBI's taxonomy places the organism in Eukaryota, Metazoa, Arthropoda, Insecta, Diptera, Culicidae. Bases 1399 to 2169 code for a protein of 256 amino acids. The record is from RefSeq and is a predicted model, not a curated record. The transcript is spliced from 4 exons.